Onthophagus taurus is the source of this 1104-nucleotide messenger RNA. RefSeq names its product SOCS domain-containing protein stops (gene stops). The record is from RefSeq and is a predicted model, not a curated record. Gene Ontology annotation, biological process: intracellular signal transduction. NCBI's taxonomy places the organism in Eukaryota, Metazoa, Arthropoda, Insecta, Coleoptera, Scarabaeidae.
AUAAAAUAAAAAAAUCUUUAAUCUUUUAAUCUUGUAACCAUGACAAGGUUUCCCUCGACGAAUAAUCAAAUUAUUCAAUGACACGUAGUUUUAGUUGAUUUUUGUUCUAAAUGUACUCUUUGUGUGUUCUAAAAUGGAAGCAUUAUUGAGUUAUUUUUUUGAAAAGUUCUCAGAAUCAGAGCGUAACAGUCUCCACGCCAGAUACAAGAGACAGGUGAUGGUGGAAUAUUUUAAUACGCUCAUAGAAGGUUGUCGAUUAGGUGAAAAUGUAUCAUCGGAGAAAGUUGUUAGAGAAGCGAUACGAGAAAUACUUCGUUUCCACGAAAAAGCACGUAGAGAGAACGGCAACGUGUGUUUAAUGGGAAAGUACCACGACAUCUUGUAUAUCGCCAUUAAAUUAUGUUACGAUUGGGAAUUAAAAGACACCCAAAUGGUUGCGACGUUAUUAGACGCGAUUUUUAGUUGCGAACAUACGUUUGAACGAAUUUUUAUCGGGGCUUUAUUUGGAACCAGGGCCCCCUUUUAUAUCGCCGGCUGGAAAAGCGAUUUUCGCGAUCAAGAAGAAAAUUUAAGAGCCGUCGUUUAUUAUUUGGAUCACGCCACGAACGCUUCGUUAGAAUACGAAUAUUUAAUCGAAAAAUUAAGGUUUAUCGAUGUCCCAAUUGAGAGUUGCGGGAAGAUGACACCUUUAAAAAUUUCGAUACAACUAGGGUUACCGGAUAAGAUGUUAAUUUUACUUCGAUACGGUGCCACGAUUAAUAAAAACGAUGAUGAUGAUGUUUUGAUGUGGUUAAUUAAUAAAUUAAGUGAAUUUAAAGGGAAGUACCCUUAUAAUUUCGUUGCUUGCUUACAAAUUUUAUUACGAGUUUUACCGAGGAGUUUCGAAAAAGAUGAUUUAAUUGAGGAUUACUCCGAAUUAAUUACUCAUGGGGUUGUUCCCCCUACGAGGUGUGGAUUGAUUCCGGCGGAAUUAAAACAUUUGUGUCGAUGUGUGAUUAGAAAAAGAUUGUGGGAGAAUUACGAGCUUCCUGGAGGGAUUCGAAAACUUCCUAUUCCUAAGAUUUUGUUUAGAUACUUGGAUAUUAUGGAGGAUUAAAAAUUAAU